This is a messenger RNA of Cryptomeria japonica (Japanese cedar), 3197 nucleotides long. Its product is annotated as linoleate 9S-lipoxygenase. Gene Ontology annotation, biological process: lipid oxidation. Gene Ontology annotation, molecular function: protein binding; metal ion binding; oxidoreductase activity, acting on single donors with incorporation of molecular oxygen, incorporation of two atoms of oxygen. The coding region runs from base 157 to 2973 and encodes 938 amino acids. NCBI's taxonomy places the organism in Eukaryota, Viridiplantae, Streptophyta, Pinopsida, Cupressales, Cupressaceae. The record is from RefSeq and is a predicted model, not a curated record. The transcript has 9 exons.
CUCACUUCACAUAAAACGCGUUAACUUGCCUCACAGAGAACUCUGCAAAAGGUAUUUAUAGACCAACAGAGAUUAGGUACAACACACGAUCUGCAUUGUUCAUCAAAACCAAAACAAUAGAGUUGAAGGAGAAAGUGAUUGAGGAAAGUAAGGAAAAUGGAUUCAAUGAGGGUAUUGGGGAGCAAAAAUUUGUUAUUAGAGAAGAAUGCUCAUGUAGGUAGCCAUAGAUGUAUUUCUGCCAAUUUAGCUAUGCCAGUCUUAGGGAUUGACAAAAGAAACCAGACUGGUUUUUCUUCUCUCCCUUCAUUGUGCACUAAUUCUUCUUUCAUCUCAUUGGGGAGAGGGCUUUCCAGAUCUAGGAAAGUCGCCACAAAACUUACUUCCAGAACUAGAAUUGCAGAACCUGAAAUUGCCACGGAAGAGCGCAUUGAGGAAUAUGAAAUUACUGGCGAAGUAGUACUGCAGAAGGUGGCUAUUCUCAACCUUACGGACUACUGUGCAACAGUAUCUGACGAAGUCUCUGAAUUGAUGGGGAAAAAGGUUUCUCUUCAGCUUGUGAGCAGCGACCAAAUUGAUCCCGAAACGGGAUUAGGAAAAACGGUUGGGGAGCCAUCUUAUUUAAAUUGGAACCCGUGGGACGGACCCAUUUCAAGUGAGACACGCUACACAAUCAGCUUUAAAUGGAACUCUGCGCUUGGUUUUCCCGGUGCAUUUGUCGUAAAAAAUAUGCACAGCCGAGAGUUCUAUCUUAAAUCACUCACCAUAUCCAUCUCAGGUCAGGGGACAGUUCAUUUUGAAUGUACUUCAUGGAUAUUCCCUUCUAAGGUCAACCCUAAUGACCGUGUUUUCUUCGCCAAUAAGACGUUUCUUCCAGAUGAAACUCCAGUGGGUUUGAGGAAAUUCAGGGAGAUGGAUUUGAUAUCCCUCCGAGGAAACGGAACCGGAGAGAGGAAGGUGUAUGAUCUCAUAUAUGAUUAUGAUGUCUACAAUGAUAUUCAGGGGUCGGAGACAGACCCAGAUGUGCGAAGGGAAGUGCUGGGCGGAUCGCAGGACUUCCCAUAUCCCAGAAGAUGUAGAACCGGUCGUCCACGCAUUAAAAACGCCCCGCAAUUCGAAACCCGAACAAGCCCGUUCUUUAUUCCGCCGGACGAAAGGUAUCCUUACUCAGACUUUACUGACUUUACCGCUCACAUAAUCACGGCAGCUGCUAACGCCAUUAUUCCCACUAUCGAGGAUAUCCGCGAUGGCGCCUUCGAAUCCUUCGGUCAAAUCAGUGAGCUUUACAAACGGGGAUUGAGAAGCCCCAAUAAUUCUCGCCGGAAUCUCCGUCAAAUUAAUAACCCAGUCCUAUUUAUCCAGCGACUCUUCGCCGACCUGGAGGAUGAUCUUCCUCUCAUAAAUUUCAAUCCUCCACAAGUUGUCAAAGUUGAUGAGUUUGCAUGGAGAAAAGACGAGGAAUUUGCACGUCAAACACUUGCAGGCUUGAAUCCGUUGGUGAUUCAGUGCCUAGAGAACUUUCCUCCUUCCAGUAGCUUAAAUGAAAAGUUGUACGGCCCACAGAAGAGCGCCAUCACAGCCCAACACAUAGAAAAAUAUCUUGAAGGCCUUUCUGUGGAUCAGGCUACUGAACUGAAAAGGUUGUUUAUUGUGGACUACUAUGAUGCUUAUAUGCCCUACAUCGAGCGCAUUAAUAAGCUUUCCAAAGAUGUUAAAGAAUAUGCAAGCCGCACAGUUUUUUUCCUCACGAAGGAAGGAACAUUAAAGCCAGUCGCCAUAGAGCUGUGCUUGCCACCUGUUGAUGAGAAAGCAGCUGUAAGGAAGGUUUUUACACCAGGGGAAUAUGGGACAGAAGAAGGACCACUGUGGCAACUGGCCAAAGCCCAUGCUAGAGUCAACGAUGCAGGUUACCAUGAGCUCAUCAGUCACUGGCUGACAACUCAUUGUGUAACAGAACCUUUCAUUAUCGCUACACACAGACAACUAAGCAAAAUGCACCCAGUAUACAAAUUAUUGAUACCUCAUUUCCUUGAUACCAUGGACAUUAAUCAGGCUGCCCGCCAGAGCUUGAUAAAUGGAGGAGGUAUUAUUGAAUCUGGCUUUACCCCUGGUAGAUAUUCUAUGGAAAUAUCAUCUAAAGCCUACAAAGAUUGGAAAUUCAAUGAGCAAGGAUUGGAAGCUGAUCUACUUAAAAGGGGAAUGGCAGUACGGGAUUCAAAUGUACCAAAUGGUUUGAAGCUUGUGAUCGAGGACUACCCAUAUGCUGUGGACGGCAUUGAAGUAUGGUUUGCCUUAAAGCGAUGGGUUUCAGACUACUUGUCUCUGUUUUACAAGGACAAUAUCUCAGUUAAAAAGGACAAAGAGUUGCAGGCUUGGUGGGAUGAAAUAGUAAAUGUGGGGCAUGGAGACCUCAAGGACGAUCCGAGUAGAUGGUACAAGAUGGAAUCUUUAAAUGAAGCAGUCCAAAUAGUGGCAACUAUCAUCUGGACUGCAUCUGCUCACCAUGCUGCUGUAAACUUUGGGCAGUAUGCCUAUGGAGGAUACAUGCCCAAUUUUCCCACCAUGAGUAGGCGCUUGGUUCCAGAGAAGGGAACACCUGAAUAUGAUGAACUCCUUAAGAACCCAGAUGCAUUUUUCCUCAAGACCAUCUCUACUCCAAAGCAAGCUAUCAUUAUCAUGGCUGUUUUGGAAGUUUUGUCAGGGCAUGCAAGACAUGAGGUAUACGUGGGACAGUUGCAGGGGUCUACCAUGGAUAGAGUAGACGAUCCACGUGUGGGGGAAGCAUUCGCGAGAUUUUCAGAAAGCAUGAUAAAGAUUGAGAAGAAUAUAAAGGAGAGGAAUAGUAACUGUCAAAUUUACAAGAACAGGGCUGGACCCGCACAAGUUCCUUAUACCUUACUAUACCCUGACACUACUAAUUUAUCGAAAUCAGGUGGUCUUACAGGUCAGGGAGUACCCAAUAGCAUCUCCAUCUAAUAGAUUUAAAACAUUUAAUACAUUAUAACUCAGUUUGGUUCCAAUCUAGCUUUUCUGUCUUUAUGUCGAAAGGCAUUUAGUUCAAUGGUAAAAUUCAUGUUAAAUUCAUGUUGUAAGCAUUUAGAUAGUACUGAGUUCAAAUCUGCUAUAAUGCGAAAAUGAGUAAUAUUUAAAUUGAAAAUGUGUAAUGGACUAAAAGAUCAAUCAAUUGAGUGUUAUUAUAA